Capronia epimyces CBS 606.96 is the source of this 459-nucleotide messenger RNA. RefSeq lists its product as uncharacterized. Lineage: Eukaryota; Fungi; Ascomycota; Eurotiomycetes; Chaetothyriales; Herpotrichiellaceae. The record is from RefSeq and is a predicted model, not a curated record. Bases 1 to 459 code for a protein of 152 amino acids. The transcript has a single exon.
AUGGAUCCGAUGCUCCAUGACACAAUUCUGGGCUUGGAAGAUCAGACAUGGAAGGCUUUGACGCAUUCAGGCGCCGCCCUUCUUCCAUUCCUUAGUCGAGACUGCAUUAUGCUUUUCCCAAUGGGCAUGAAGGUGUCGGCCAAAACAUCGCCGAACCUCGACGACGUGAUGAUGAGCGAAGCGUUCAUACCCUGGAGACGGUACAAGCUGAGUGACGUCGAGGUUACGCCACUCGGAACAGAGGCUGCUGCUAUCACCUACCGGGUUGUGGCGACAAGGCAGCUUGUUACAGAAGAUGAUGACAACGACAACGACUCGGACGACGACGACGGCGACGACGAACCACAGGAUGAAUUUCGAGCAUUGGUCUCAAGUACUUGGCGCAAGGAUCCUGAGGCAGGAAAAUGGCUUUUGUGUAUUCAACAACAGACACCCUAUCCAAACGAUAUUGAUGACUGA